Molecule: messenger RNA, 687 nt
Organism: Closterium sp. Naga37s-1
Lineage: Eukaryota; Viridiplantae; Streptophyta; Zygnematophyceae; Desmidiales; Closteriaceae
Source: the annotation of a GenBank genome assembly
AUGCAAGGGGUGUGUAGGGAGGAGCAAGAGAGGGAUAGUGGUCGGUGGGGCAGUGGAGGAGAGGUGGACGAAAAGAAGCGUGUUCAUGCUAGUUCCCCGCACCCUGUGACUUUUGAGUCGACUCAAAAGUCACGUGGAGGAGAGGUGGACGACAGGAAGCGUGUUCAUGCUAGUUCCCCGCACCUGUGUGCUUGCGUGCAGGCCUCUCUUCCGUUAGGAACGAGCGUGGCAGUGGCAGCAGUGGUGGGGGGUGCAGCAGCAGCGUCCGCAUGCCUGUGGUUCUACUCCUCGCGAUAUGUGGGGGAGAUGGCUCUCAUCAAGGCACCUGCUGCUGCUGCUGCUGCUGCUGCUGCUGCUGCUGCUGCUGCUGCUGCUGCUGCUGCUGCUGCUGCUGGGAAUGGGGAUGGAAAUGGGCAGCAGUGGAGGGUGUGUAUCAGCACGCUUGACUUCUGGGGCAACAGAGACGUGAGUGGGCAGUGGUGGUGGGGAGGGGUGCAGCAGCGUCUGCAUGGAGUGCCGCCCCUUCAGAUUCUAUCCCAGCAGCACCUAAAUGCAUUGCUUGCGCGUGCCUCACCUCCCUCCCUUCAUCCUCUUGCUUCCUCCUACCUCCCCUUCCCACCCCUCUCCCUCCGCCCCUCACAGUGCCCUGGUGCCGCCACUCAAGGGUCUAUCCCAGCAGCACCUUAA